Molecule: messenger RNA, 534 nt
Organism: Aureobasidium musti
Lineage: Eukaryota; Fungi; Ascomycota; Dothideomycetes; Dothideales; Saccotheciaceae
Source: the annotation of a GenBank genome assembly
AUGAUCAACGCCGUCCUGGUUUUCAAUAACAAUGGCCAACCACGUCUGACCAAAUUCUACACACAGCUGCAACGUCUGAUCUCUGAGAUCUUUACUCUCGUCUCGGCCCGACCUUCAUCAUCAUGCAACUUCCUACCACUACCACCUCUUCUCGCUCCGGCGCAGUCCGCUGGGGCAGUAUCGGAUUCUCAUAACGACGUCCCUUCUCUGGUCACCUACCGCCACUACGCGACUCUUUAUUUUAUUGUCAUCAGCACUAGCACCGAGUCGCCUCUGGCUCUGCUUGAUCUAAUCCAAGUCUUCGUCGAGUCACUAGACAGGCUCUUUGAGAACGUUUGUGAACUCGAUCUCAUCUUCAACUUCGAAACGCUACAUGCAGUACUGGGCGAAAUGAUUGUUGGUGGCGUAGUAAUUGAGACAGGCUUGGACAAAGUGGUACAAGGCGUGAAAGCACAAGGAAAGGUCGCUAAGCGGCCUGUCAAUGAAGGCAGUCGUACUGGUGGUCUUGGACCUGGUAUCUGGGCGGGCAGAUGA